Paramecium sonneborni is the source of this 1102-nucleotide messenger RNA. The record is from the annotation of a GenBank genome assembly. Lineage: Eukaryota; Ciliophora; Oligohymenophorea; Peniculida; Parameciidae.
AUGGAAACUAAAAAAGUUAAAUUAGCUGAUUAUGACAUAAUGAAUACUUUAGGCACUGGUUCAUUUGGAAGAGUAAAAUUGGCAAAAUAAAAAUCGAAUAAUAAAUAUGUGGCACUAAAAAUGUUAAAAAAAAUUGAAAUAAUACGAUUGAAAUAAGUUGAUCAUAUUGUAAGUGAAUUCAAAAUUUUGAAGUAAAUAAAACAUCCAUUUCUUGUAAAUAUUAGAAAUGAAUAUAUGGUUACACUUAGGAUGAACGAUAUUUAUAUUUUGUUUUAGAAUACAUAUAAGGAGGAGAAUUAUUUACUUAUUUAAGGAAUGCUGGCACUGUAUAAAAUUAAGAGGCUUAGUAAAUCACUUGUCUACAGUAGAUUCUACUCAGCUUAAGUUGUUUUAAUGUUUGAAUAUCUCCACACAAAGAAUAUUGUGUAUAGAGAUUUGAAGCCAGAAAAUCUGUUAGUUUAAGGAGAUGGUUAUUUAAAAUUGACUGAUUUUGGUUUUGCUAAAGUUGUUGAAGAUAGAACCUAUACAUUAUGUGGAACUCCUGAAUAUUUAGCUCCAGAAAUCUUAUUAAAUAAAGGUAUCAAUGAAAUCUUAAACAAAAUUUAAGGUCAUAGUUAACCUGUAGAUUGGUGGUGUUUGGGAAUAUUUUUAUAUGAAAUGCUUGCAGGUAUUAGUUUUAUAGUUGAAAUCCAAAGGAAUUGAUCCAUUUAAUGAUGAGGAUCCAAUGGCAAUAUAUUAGAAAAUAUUGAAGGGAAAAGUUAAAUUUCCUCGUAAUUUUGAUAAGUAAUUGAAAGUUUAGAUUAUAAAAUUUAGUGAAGCCAAAAGUUUAGUAAAACAUUUAUUGGAAUAAGAUGUGACAAAAAGAUUUGGUAAUUUGAAAAAUGGAGUUGAGGAUAUUAAAUAACAUAAAUGGUAUGAAACUUUAAAUUGGAAGGAUUUGUUUACAAAAAGAAUAAAACCUUUAUAUAUUCCAAUUAUUUAGUAUAAAAAUGAUUAAUAUAAAGAUCUGAUUACGAUACUUCUAAUUUUGCUACUUAUCCUGAGAGUAGUGAAUUGCCAGACCCAGUUAAAUAAAAAGAUGAUCCUUUUGAAGAUUGGUGAC